AUGGGAGUAGCCAUCAACCCAAUUCAAACCGCAUACGCAGAAGCUCCUCCGCACAGCUCGUACCUGUCGAAGAAACCGAUGUACGAUGCGGACGAGGAAGAAAGCAGCAGCAUCCGCCGCAAGAUAGAGAAAUCUGCCCUACAACCAGUGACAUCUCAACCGGAUACUCCUUCACCGCAGGCCAAUAUCGUUAAACCUAGCGCUCCAACUCCAACUGACCAAUUGGCCGAACAAAUCCGACACGUCCGCCUCUUCCUCUACCGUCACUCUCUCGUUGCGGAAAACAGCUUUAAUGACACUGUUGCCCGCGUCCUCCACGCUGAAUCACAGUUUACAAGCACCAUCGCUUCGUUGGCACCUCCUCGGGAAUCCGGCGAACGGCUGCUACCCGGAGGUAUCUAUGUACUGGUUUCCGCAAUGGCUGGGUCGAUCGUCUCUCGAAACCGUGGCAUACUGCUCCGAACCGCAUCUCCAAUUGCAGUGGGAACCGUUGCUGCCUGGAGCCUGCUUCCUAUCACCAUGAGAAAUGUCUCAGACUUGGUGUGGGAGUACGAGAAGAAGGUUCCCGCCGUGGCUGAGAACCAUCUCUACCUUCAGUAUGUGGCAGAACACUCUGUACAGCAAGCCAUCAGGGUCAGUGGUGAUGCGCGAGUUUGGAUGGAAAGCAAGAUCGGCCAGGGCCGAGAGGCCAUCGAGAAAUUGAUCAAUGUCAUUGUAUACAUGUACUUUACCUACAGCGUUUAG
This is a messenger RNA of Microsporum canis CBS 113480, 744 nucleotides long. RefSeq lists its product as hypothetical. NCBI's taxonomy places the organism in Eukaryota, Fungi, Ascomycota, Eurotiomycetes, Onygenales, Arthrodermataceae. Gene Ontology annotation, cellular component: MICOS complex; mitochondrial crista junction. The coding region runs from base 1 to 744 and encodes 247 amino acids. The transcript is spliced from 3 exons. The record is from RefSeq and is a predicted model, not a curated record. Gene Ontology annotation, biological process: cristae formation.